CGCAGGUACCGUCUGGCUGGGGGCGGCUCGGCUCGGCUCGGCUCGGCUCCGGGCGCGGUGAUCGGGGCGGCUCCGGGCGGACGGGCAGCCGCGCAGCAGCCUUUGCCUGCCGAGGCCGGAGGCAGAUAAGGAAGACUUGGUGGAGAUCCUCUGCAGACAUGGCCAUAUUGAAGUGCGGCUGGCUCUGGAGACAAAGCUCCAUUCUGCGACGCUGGAAGAGGAGUUGGUUCGUUCUGUGGGUGGACGGCAGCCUCGUGUACUACCACGACGACUCCGGCCGCGACGUGGACGGCCGGAUCAACGUCAAAUUCAACUGCAGGGAUGUCCGGACCGGGCGGGAGUGUCGCGACAUUCAGCCUCCGGAAGGGAAAACCCGCGAGUGCCUGAUGUGCAUCGUGCAGCGGGACGGGGGCAAAACCACGCUGUGUGCGGAGAGCGAAGACGACGCUGUUGCUUGGAAGAUGGCGAUCCUGGAGGCAAAGGCAACCCAGGUUCACCUGUACGACCCUUACGAUGACUAUUACCAGGCGGUGCCCCUGGACUCGCACCAGGCGAUGUACGUCAGCUCUGAGUACUAUGGCAACCUGUAUGGAGCCCCCGGCAUGACCCACGUCGUCAUCCGCGAGGACCCGUACCGCGUGUCUGGGGACCAGAUGGCGCUGGGCCUGCUGGCGGGGGCGGCCAGCGGGGCGGCCCUGGGAUCGCUCAUGUGGAUGCCCUGCUGGUUCUAAGCCCUGCUCUCCUGCGACGUCCAGCCAAGCCCGGUUGCCCGGCCGAGGAGACGCGUCGC
Varanus komodoensis (Komodo dragon) is the source of this 790-nucleotide messenger RNA. It is a transcript of the gene PLEKHB1, whose product is annotated as pleckstrin homology domain containing B1. Gene Ontology annotation, biological process: regulation of cell differentiation. NCBI's taxonomy places the organism in Eukaryota, Metazoa, Chordata, Lepidosauria, Squamata, Varanidae. Gene Ontology annotation, cellular component: membrane. The record is from RefSeq and is a predicted model, not a curated record. The coding region runs from base 159 to 731 and encodes 190 amino acids. The transcript has 7 exons.